Danio aesculapii is the source of this 12534-nucleotide messenger RNA. RefSeq lists its product as uncharacterized. The record is from RefSeq and is a predicted model, not a curated record. The transcript has 2 exons. Gene Ontology annotation, cellular component: Z disc. Gene Ontology annotation, biological process: positive regulation of calcineurin-NFAT signaling cascade. The coding region runs from base 604 to 11667 and encodes 3687 amino acids. Lineage: Eukaryota; Metazoa; Chordata; Actinopteri; Cypriniformes; Danionidae.
CAUGCUGUCUACCACAACAACCACCUCACAAGUGGAUACAUGUUAAGCUACAAAACAACAGGGAUUUGUUUUUCUUUUUGGCAUUAGAAAUUUCACUUGUUCAGAUGUUUGACUAUUAAGACCUGGCAUGGCACAACAGAAUUACAGAACUUUUUUUCCAUCUGCUUGACACUUGACACCACAUGGUUAUUCCAAUAUGUGAGCUGCCUCAAGCCAUCGUCCCAUGUUUCCAGCUCUAUCGUCUCUGCUUGAUUUCACUGCUGUUCCAGUGUUGCUACUUCUGAAAAUUCUCUUAGGGGCUUUGUACUAAGUGGCCUUUACCACUGCACUUUGUCAACUUAAGGAGGGCUCAGAAAACGAAUUGUUGCAAAGAAACUUCUUGAUGCUGUUUGCCACAUAUAGUAUGCUGCAAAUAAGGAAUGGCUUUCUGAAGCACAAGAUCUACUUUCUCCACUAAAAAAUGAAAUAUAAGAGCAAAAGGAAAGGACGGCAUUUUGAUCACCUUUUAGAAGGUGAGCUACUUAAAUGCAAGACACCCCGUGUCAGCCACCUCCAAGACUGACAGGGACAACUGCACCCUGUCCAUGAGAGUAAGCACUUGAAAUGAGCUCGCUGGAAAAGUGCCACACAGGCCAGCGGGAAAGCAUGCAGGGCCACCGUAAAUACUCUGAUGGCUUCAGUGACACAUCCAGCUGCGGCAGCUUUAUGGAUGACACGGACAGGGAGGUCAGCAACCUUACCGAUCGUGCCUUCAGGAGCCUGUGCAUUGGAGAAGAGGCCAUUUACAAUGACUCAGAAUUCUCUUCAUCUCCUACCGAACGACAUAAAGCAUUUGCUGAGGAAACCCAACAAAAGACAGCAUCCCAGGAGACAUUUUCAUAUAGCAUUCAGAAAUAUGGGGAGACAGACGCACAGCCCGAGAUGACCUCAACAUUCCAGCAUUCCUAUGUGGAUGUAACCCAUCAGGAACAGGCUUUCAGAGAAGGAAGCUUGCCUUACAUGAACAAUGGCUCCAAUGAGGUGGCGUGGCAGCAGGGCCGGAGCUCAUCUAGAGUGUCAUCUCUAAUCAAAGCCUUUAGUGCAGGGGAGUGUUACCGUGACAGUGGGACAUGUGACAUUAUUCUGGCAAGAGAAAGGUACAGAGACUUUGGCAGUGAAUCAUGGGACAAAUCAGCUCUGCUGAGCAUCCAGAGGGAACUCUCUGACUUUUCAGAAAACCAUCAUAAUUUUAAGCUGGGCUCUUUUCAGUCUUACAGAAACAAUGUUUAUGCAUCUGAAAUGGCUAGUGCAGUGGGCCAGAUGGACACAACUGUCCUGAUGAAAACCUCGAAAAGUAAGUUGACAAUGAACUCCACAAACUGUUUUUUUCAUAGUGAAUUCAGUCCCUUUCAGCUGUGGGAAGAAUACAACAGAUUCUCCUUCGAAAGUACAAACGUGUCAGGGUUUAUGUCAGCUAAUGAAUUCCCAAGGUGGUAUGAUUCUCCCAUGUACAAAGAGCUGAAAGACAACCACAGAGUUCCUAACUCUCUGUGCGAAAGUAGGAGCUUAAGUCAGCGACAAAUUCAGGAUGUUGUGGCUAGUCAGCGCUCCAGGUCCACGGUCAUCCAGAAAGCCUCUGCAAUUGAGAAAAGGUGCGAAUCCGAGAUAGCAUCCAACUACCCACCCUGGAAGAAAAACAACAGCUUUGUAAGGAACAAACCAGUCAACCGGCCCUCCACGGUCUCACCUUCUAAUGAGAGGACAUGUAGACCGGAUUCAAACUUAUUUAGCAAUAGCAAAGUAACACACGAGAUAGUGGUUGAAAGCACCCUGCCUAGCAGUGUGACGCCAUUCAGUAUCACUCAGCUUCUCACACCGGUCAUUCACACAAGACAAGAAACAGAGACGUCUGAGAUCCUGCGGUUUGCACACACUCCUUCUGUUUCUGAUUAUUCCUCGCAGAGUGAAGCUGACCUUAAACUUCAGACUGAUGUCAAACAUCUGCGUGACAGCUACAAAUCCAAAGCUUCAAGUCUUCUGUUCAACCUCAAAGACAAUCGAAAAAGAGUAAAGAGUACAUACAGUCCCACUAGAUUUAAAGGGCUAGAAAUAACAGACCGAAAUAAGCAGACCUCAAAGCUGGAGGGCCGGGAAUCCAGAUUUUCAGAUAUAUUUGUAUCCCAAGAAACUGCUCAUGAGAAUUUGUCUGGAACGGAUGCACGGGCCUCAUGCAACUCAAUCCAAGAGCCCAGUGCAGCCCCUAACACCCUUAAAGAUUAUACUGAUGUCUUUGGAUCAUAUGAUAAUUUGACAUUAACUUCACCUCAAAUUCAGGAAAGAGUAGCUAAUUACAAAUCAGUCUAUGGAAGUUCAGAGGGUCACUCUCCCAGCAGAGAAUCGCUGGCUAAUGUAGGGCUCUCAACACACAAUUUAUCAGCACAGCAUAAAAGCUCUCUGACUUCAGAAGGUCAAUUAAAAGACCUCAACUAUACUUUUAGUCCUGCAAGGCCAGAAAUAGCAAACAUGCUUCCAAAGGCUUACCCUCCAACACAUUCUCUGCCCGCUCAGACAUCAGAGCAGUACGGCCAGAGUGAUAACUUGAGUCAAAAUGAUGCACAACAAAGAAAUGAUUUUGGAAGAAAAACUUUUAUUGAGCAUAGCCAAAAUGAGGCUGUUAAAGAAAGAUGUCGUUGGGACAAAUUUGAUUCAGUCAAGGAAAGAGACGACCGAUCUGAAUCAGGGCCAUUUAGAGGAGAAAUAGCAGCUCUGAUUGAGAUGGACAAACAGAGGAAGGCCACCGCCAAGCAAUAUUCUGCCAAUGAUAAUUAUUCUGUUCGAAAGGAAACUUAUAUGCAAAAAGUGAAUGAAGACAUAAAACUUGGUCGACUUUCAAAGGAGGAAGCGAAAGAGAUCAGAGAAGACACUAUAUCACCCAGGAAAACAUUUUACAGUGACAAUCAAUUAAACACAUUUUCAAAGCAUGCUGAAUCAUAUGGAAUUAUAAAAAAGCAGAUUAUAACACAUCCUCCAAAAGAAGUCUAUGGUGGUUUACAAAGCCUUAAUGUAACAAAUGAUCUUGUUAAAGCACCAGAACAGAAUGUGUCUUCUAACAGUAUGGCAAUGCAAAAGACAUUUGAUCAGAGAGUGUAUGCACCUUUACAAGACCAUAAAGCCCAAAAGAAUGAAGAACUGUACUCUUAUCAGCCAUAUAAGUAUGAGCGUAACAAACAGUGGCACAUGGCAACAAGUGAAGACAGGCUCACCAAGGAAAGCAUGUGGAUGCAAAAACAAUUAGAGACCAUGGAACAAACUGGUGCCAAGAGUUAUAAUGUUUCUAAUACAUUGUCAAGUACAACAGAGUUCAUUACUAGCAAAGGUGCACCAAAUCCUGGAUUGCAGGACAGAGAAUCAGCCAUCAGUCAUCAGUCAUCAACUGACAUCUCAGAUCAAAAUAACUCAACUAAACAAGACAGGUUCAGCAUUAAUGAUAUUCUUGCCAUCAGAGAUAACGAGCAGGCAAGAAGACUAAAGGAAAAUUCAGUAAGUAUGUCUAAAUCGGAAAAUUCACAAAAUCAAGUUAAAUUGGAUGCAGCUGAAAAACUAACCACAACAGAUCCUGCUAAGGAGCAAGAACAACAAGGCUACAAAGUGCAGGAUGUUAUAAGUCCAUCACCUGGCUAUAUUAGAAAGGAAUUCCACAAUGCAACAAAUAUCAGCAAUGACAGAAAAGAUAGAAUAAUGAGUAAAGACACAGACAAGGUUACAACAAGAGCCAUGUCUUACAAAGAAAGAGGCCAAAGCAAACAAGAAUUACUGACGUCGAAAUUGAAAGCACAUGCCCAAAAGGAAAUAUCAGCAAUUAAAGAAAAGGGACUUGCCAAACAAGGCAUUCUUGCAAGAAAUACAACAAAACCAAGUGUGACUAUCAAUAAUGAUGGCCAAGAAGGUCAUUCAAUUAAGAAGGAAAUCACAGCAGACAAGCUAAAUCACCUGUUUCAAGAUAUCACUUAUUCCAGUGUAACCCAGUACAAAGAGCAAAAUAAAACACAAGAUGAUCAUCUCAAGAAUGAGUCGCCACCAUCAACAGAAAAGCAACCUCUAAAUGUUGAAGAUAAUCAGAAAUCACCACUUGAAAUGAGGAACGAAAAAGUAAAAUGUAUACCUUUGGCUGUAGAAAGGCAAAAUGACAAACAUCCAGCUGAUGAUAAAGUUUUAAUGAAAGAAACAUUUUCUCAUCAAGGAGGUACAAUAGUGUCAAAUAAGAGAAAUAAUGCCCAGAAAGACUACCAGCAACCCAGAAUCUUUGAAGAUAAGCAAAUGAUUGUAACAAGCUCAGAGGAUAUAAACACUAACAAGGAAUCUCUAAAACAGAGUCACGAGUUGAUGUCAGGUCAUAUGACAACUGCACACAAACCUGAGAAAUGCACAUCCCAAAAUUCCCCAGUACUCUAUAAUGAAAAGCAAACAUUUCAACAUGAUCAGAAAGAAAAUUUGUAUGGGAGUAGUCAAAGUAAAUAUACUGAAAAGGCUUCAACUAAACCUGCUGAUACAACCAAAAAAGAUUUUGCAAGCACAGAGGCUUCAAAAUCUACCAGCAGUUUGAAUAAAAAUGACCUUUUGGGAUUGGAGAGAAACAUGCCAAGAGUUGAGGAACUUAAUGUACAUCAUAAAAGUAAGAUUGAUGCUGCAGUGGAGCAACCUAAAAUUGAACCAAUCAAAAAUAGCUCCGAGAUUACAGCUAGUCAACUGACAACCUCAUCAAGUGACAUGAAGUUUAAAAAUGGAAUUCCACCUGCUAAACCACUAACCGAAUCUGCCAAAUCAGAGCUCACCUCAAACCUUCAAACCAUUACGUUAAGUGCAGAUGUAGAGCAGCUUGUAAAUAGAACCUAUAAACAUAAUUCCGGGGUCAGUUCAGAUUCAGAGGCAUCAUUGAUGGAAAUUACAGCCAAAGUCAAAUCUAUGCCAACAAACCAUUCAGGAUCACAAAGAAUCAUGGAACCAGAAACACUCAAAUGUAUUAAUAAUAAAAAUGAUCAAGCAUUAAUUAUCAAAAACAAUUUGACACAGGAAGAUGUUUUAUUUAACCACCAAAACAAUCCAUCGCAAGCAAAAGCUAAAGAAAGUACCACUGCUAACCAAAUCAAGGACAAUCAGUCAAAACUAGGAAUAAGUAAAGAAUGCCUAACACAAAUCCCAUCAGUUAGAGCAAAAGAAAACGGUUUACAAAAAGAACUCCAUCAAGACGAUGAAAAUACAAAGUCUCUGCUAUGUUUAAAUAAUGAAGACAAACAAGCAUUAAUAAUCAGAAACAAUAACAUAAAAGAACAUAUUGUGGAUAACCAACAAAGCAAUGCAUCUCAAGGAAAGUCUUCAGAAACUACCACUGCAAACCAAAUGGUGGACAGUCGGUCAAAACCAGAAUCAUAUAAGGAAUCACUAAAACACAAGUCUUCAGCUAAAGCAAAAGAAAACUGUGAGCAAAACAAACUCCAAAGAGAUGAAGAAAUUACAAAGUCAUUGCUAUGUUUUAACAAUGAAGAUGGACAAGAAUUAAAUAUCAAAAACAUUAAAACAAUGGAAAAUGUUUUGGAAAACCAACAAAACAAUGCAUCACAAGCAAAGGCUGCAGAAACUACCACUGCAAACCAAAGAUUGAACAGUCAGUCAAAACUAGGAACAAGUAAAGAAUCGCUAACAGAAAUGGCAUCAGGUAGAACAAAAGAAAACUACGAGCAAAAAGAACUCCACCAAGAUGAUGAGAAUAAAAAGUCUCUACUAUGUUUCAAUAAUGAAGAUGGACAAGAAUUAAUGAUCAAAAACAUUAAAACAAAGAAAAAUGUUUUGGAAAACCUACAAAACAAUGCAUCACAAGCAAAGGCUGUAGAAACUACCACUGCAAACCAAAGAUUGGACAGUCAGUCAAAACUAGAAACAAGUAAAGAAUCCCUAACAGAAAUGGCAUCAGGUAGAGCUAAAGAAAACUGUGAGCAAAAAGAACUGCAUCAAGAUGAUGAAAAUAAAAAGUAUUUGCUAUGUUUCAAUAAUGAAGAUGGACAAGCAUUAAUGAUCAAAGACAUUAAGACAAAGGAAAAUAUUGCAUCACAAGAAAAGGCUGCAGAAACUAUUAUUGCGAACCAAAGAUUGGACAGUCGGUCAAAACUAGAAACAAGCAAAGAAUCCCUAACACAAAUGGCAUCAGUUAAAGCAAAAGGAAACUGCAAGCAAAAAGAACUCCAUCAAGAUGAUGGAAAUACAAAGUCUCUGCUAUGUUUCAAUAAUGAAGAUAGACAAGGAUUACUGAUCAAAAACAUUCAAACAAAGGAAAAUAUUUUGGAUAGCCAACAAAACAGUGCAUCACAAGGAAAGGCUAUAGAAAGUACCACUGCAAACCAAAAGAUGGACAGUCGGCCAAAUCUUGGAACAAGUAAAUAUACACAAAUUACAUCAGUUAAAGCAAAAGAAAACUGUGAUCAAAAAGAACUCCAUCAAGAUGAUAGGAAUAAAAAGUCUAUGCUAUGUUUCAAUAAUGAAGAUGGACAAGCAUUAUUAAUGAAAAACAUUAAAAGAAAGGAGGGUGUUUUGGUUAACCAACAAUACAGUGCAUCACAAGGAAAGGCUGUAGAAACCUCCAUUGCAAAUCAAAAGAAGGGCACUCUGUCAAAACUAGAAACAAGUAAAGAAUCCCUAACACAAAUGUCAUCAGUUAAAGCAAAAGAAAACUGUGAGCAAAAAGAUCUCCAUCAAGAUGAUGAAAAUACAAAGUCUUUGCUAAGUUUUAAUAAGGAAGAUGGACAAGCAUUAAUAAUCAAAGAUAAUAAAACAAAGCAAAAUAUUUUGGAUGAUCAACAAAGCAACGCAUCACAAAGAAAGUCUCUAGAAACUACCGCUGCAAAUCAAAUGGUGGGCAGUCGGUCCAAACAAGUUUCAGAUAAGGAAUCACUAAAACACAAGACAUCAGCUAAAGCUAAGGAAAGUUGUCAUCAAAAAGAACUUCAUAAAGAUGAAGAAAAUACAAAGAAUUUAGUAUUAUUUGACAAAAAAGAACUUUCUAAAAGUCAAAACAUGUCCAGAAUAAUAGAUGCUUCAGCAACUGUAAGUAACAGUCAACAGGUAGAGAAAAGGCCAGAAAGUGCAAGUCCAAAACAAAAAGAACUUCCUAGACCAUUAGUAAAAUCAAAAGAGAACAACAAUCACAAAUCAACAGAGUCUCAAGAGAAGAAUCCAAGCUAUUCUGAACCCCAAAAAGCUAAAGAUAAACUAGAACCAAAUGUUUCAUCCCAACAUAAAGUAAAACUAGAUGAGGGUGCAGCUCAAAAGGACAAUACACAACCUGUUUCAACACAGAAUGUAGAAUCUACAGCAGAUGUAUCAAACAUUCUUACACCCAGCAAAGUGGAGUCUGUAGAGGAGCCGAUGAUUUACAAUAUUUGUGUGUCAAGCAAAACGGAAGCAGCCUCAGAUGAUGAGCCCAUGAUCUACACUAUAUGCGUGUCAAGUAAGUGUCAUAUUGAUGAGCAACAAAAUUCAGUCAAACAAGAAGAGGAGAGUUCUGUUGGAACUGAAAGACGUGUAAAGGGUGACAGAGCAGAAAAUGAGCUUGAGGUUGUUCGCAGAAAGACUGAAGUGUCUUCAAAUGUUGAAGAAAAAGAAGACAAGAUUGGAAAAUGUGAACCGACGGCAACUAUGGAUGAGUCAAAUGUCAUGGGAAGAAUCACUACAUCAUAUGAGGACCUCUUAGCUAAAUAUGGGCUUCCGGCAAGUGAUUACCAUGGUCAUCUCAUGUCAAAAUGCACUCAAGAAGAGAGAGAGAGAAAAGAAAAGGAGGACACUGAAACUCAACUCUCAAACAAACCAAUAAAACAUGGUAUUACCAAACCUCUGGCACCCAAAGAAAAAAGCUCAGGUGACAAACAAACACAUUCAGAUGACUCAAGGCAAGCUUCCAGUCAGAAGACGUCUGUUACAAAUCAACCAUUAAAGGAAGCUGAGGGAAAAAUCAAGCAAUUGCAACACUACAAUAUCCCUUCAAACAACAUCGCUGAAAAGCAACAGAGUUCAGGAAAUAGUAUACCAAGCCUUGGCCAUUCUACCAGUGAUACCACCCUAAUACCAAAAAGUAGAAAUAGACAUGUUGAACAAGACAAAGAUACACAAAAAAUUGAACUAUCAAGUCAGAGUAGGGGAAGCAAUAUUCAAUCGAAGGAAAAGAAAGUUGAAGAGCAAGUAAGAAAGAGUGAGAAAGUACAAAGUAUGAAAAAGACAGGAAACAUUAUUGAUGACGUAUCUAAUUCUACAAAGUCCACAAAGAAAACAGAGAAUGAAUGCCUAACGGCUAAACAAUCUGUAAUGUGUGAAUCAACAAGAGCAGCAAAAUCUGAUGUUAUAAAAACAUCCAUUUCUAACACAUCCUUGGCAAAGGACACUGCCAACACCGAGCUCAUUGAAAGUAAAAUUCCCAGAAGGACAAUACCCCAAGCUGAAAAGAAGCUUAAAGAGGUGGAAGAUGAAGAGAAACUGUUUAAUCAUACUGAUACAUUAAUGCUACAUCAGAAUAAAAUACACAGAAGAGAAAGAUUUAUUUCAGAAGAUCAGAAAAGUAUUCACGAGGCAAAACAACUGGCUACUACAAUUGCUUUGAAACAAGAAUCUGUCUCAAACAAAGAUACCCGAACUCUGCAAAUUAAUGGAAAGGGGAAUUUGGAGGGGAAAAGGUCACAAGAGAAGUUACAAGUUGAAAUGAACAAGAGUCAUGAAAUUACAAACAAGAUGAAGAUGGUUUCAAAAGAUGCCGCUGCAACACAUGUUAAUAAUUACAAGGAGCAAGUUAGCAGUAUUGGUGAGGAUGUGUGUACUGUUGUAAAACAAGACCAGGCCUCUUUUGAAGCCCCAAAAAUUCACUUAGAGGACAUAAAAGUGUCUACAGAGGAAGUGUCAUCAAACAAAGAAUUCAUGGUAGGCCACAAAAACCAACAUGAAGUGAUAAAGAGGAAAACUCUACAAGGAAAGAAGGGAACUGUCGUGGCUGAACAUGUGAGUGAAAAAGACUUUGCAGAGCCAAAGAAGUUACCAAUAAAGACCCUUACAGCCCAAAAUGAACCCAAAACUGUGGACAUUAUGAAAGGGCUCUGUGAAACGGCACCCAACCCACUUAAGAAAGAUUGUCCAAGUGAAUCAGAAAAUCCAGAAAUUAAUGCACAAGAUGAAUCAGUUCAGUCUCGAGAUCUAAAAGUCUGUGGUAGUAAACAAUUUGCACUGAAUAGUGAGGAAAAGAAGAAAGAACAGCCUGUAUUAAGUCAGAAUGGACAAAAGGAUGUUAAUUUUAAAGUUCGAAAUGAAAACAGAAGCAGUAUCGAAGGAAAGCAAGUAAAACAUAUUGAAGCUACUGAGACAAAACAAGCUCAUCAACCUAAUACAAACCAGAAUCAGCCAGGGAGAGGUUUUGAGCCUGAAACAGAAAGAAGCGCAAGCUAUGAGCUAGAACAUGCUCAGAUAAGUCAAAAGGAUGCUAAGAAAGAAGGUAUAUUAUCCAAAACUGAGGCUACACAGAGGAACAAGAAGGUGACUAGACCUGAAAUAUCAGCUAUUGCAGACUAUGCUCGACUGAAAGUUAUUGCUGCAGAAGAUGACACAAAAGACCUUGAAAUAUUUCCAAAAACUGACUUCUACAACAGUUUUGAUCAGCCGGCUUCAAGAAUUUCUAAAGAUUCUCAUGGAAAGGCGUCAGAAGAUAUACGAGGAGAAUCAAAAAGAGAAGCCAUUUUAAGAGAGAAAGGUCAAAAUCUCAAGCAAACACCAUCAUUGCCCCAAAAGCACAACCCCAGUAUAAGAAUAGCUGAAACAACUCCUGUAUCAUUGGUAGCAUCAGGUUCACAAGGUAGAGCUGCUUCAACUCAACCAAGGACUCCAGCAAUUUAUAGGAAAUCAAAUACUAAACAAACUGUGGAGCAAACAAAAACAGGAGAAAGUUACAAAACGUACCAGUCCAGGAAUCCCCAAGGAGACAAUAUUGCAGCAUUGCAAGCUGAAAGUACAAUAAACCGAUCUAGACAACCGGCUCAUGAUAAAAUGACGGAAAAUACUAGCUUUUCUCAUUCUGGAAGACAAGUGUCUGGUAAUGUAAAACCAGCACACAACCAAAUAAAUAUGGCAUCACCACCAGAAGAAGAAAUGGAAGAACUACAAUAUUACACAGUGAAUGCUCUUGAAAUUGAACCAAAGCCAAAUAACACACCUGAGCCACCUCAUGAAAGUCCCAAAAUUUCCCAAAACAAAUCAGAGGAGGACAAAAAGGAAGACAGCUUGUCCUUGCAGAGUCCAACAGACUAUGGUAAAGCUAACAUGACAGGACCCCGAUCCAACUCUUCUUCUCCAGCCAUGGGGAAACCCACCAUGUUCAGAGUGAAGGAUAAUACCAUCAGACCGUCUUCUGUGACCAAAACCGUGAAGCCACGCUUUCACAGGUCAUUCUCUGAUGACUUGAGGAUUGGUUCCCCAAAGGAACACUUGAGCGGUUCAGAGAAAGAAGAUGAAACUCAUCAAGAGUCUUCUAACCCUCCUCUCUUACAUGAGCCAGCUAUUGCUACCCAGCCGCUCCAGAAAGAAAAGGAAACACUCCACAACAACAUAUCCAUAGCAGAUUACGCAACAAAUAAAUCAAAAAGCUAUCAAAGAAGAAGUCAACAUUUUGAGGAAGAAGAAACUCAUUCGGUCAUCAGCACAAUGUCAGAAGAUAUGGAAACCUAUACAGCAAGACCUAUAGAUCUGGCCGACCUAAGUAUGGCCUUCAUGCCUAGGAAUGAAUUUUACAGAGAUUCCUACCAAAGGCCUGCAUCCGCCUGCUAUGAACGACCAGAGUCAGUCUGCUAUGAAAGGCCAGAAUCAGCCUGUAGUGAUAUAAGAUCAUUGGGUAAACCUCCAGUGGUGCCCCCCAAAUCUGAAAAAGCCCUUCGGCGAGCGCAAAGACUUGCAACAAGACGUCUGAAAAAGUCAGAGACUCCGAAGUUAGCACCUGAAAAUCAAGAACAACCAGAAUCCAAAUCAAUCAGUAUCAACUCCAGUGUUCCCUCUGCACCAUCGGAUGCACCGUCAUCACAUCAAGAGGUACAAGAUUCACCCCCUCUUUCACAAUAUGACAUCCAGCCAAAUUACUCCCCCCCUGCACACAGUAUAGUGGCGCAACCUUUCCCCGUGACACAGAGAAAGCUUUUGCAAGACCCAAACUCAGGGCAGUAUUUUAUGGUGGACGUACCUCUACCAGUUAAGACAAAGACUUUUUAUGACCCUGAAACUGGUAAAUAUGUACAGUUGAAUGUUCGUCAGAGGUCUCAGGGUGCUCUAACGCAGCCGGCAUCAGUCGAAAUGUUAAAUGCUCCUUACAUGCUGUAUCGUGGCUUUCUGCCAAUGGCUGCGUCCUCAUUAUCACCCUUGAGGUCAUCAUCUGAAAUGCCAACACCGGCUGCGCUAACAGUUCAUCGGGAUACGCUUGAGACGGGUAGCGAACCGUGGACUCAGAAUGUUCAGAAUCACAGCAGAGGUUCUCAGCAAUACCCUGAAAUACAGUAUGGGUCACAUGAGCAAAUUCACAACCCAGCUUUGUAUGCCGAAAACAACAUUGGUGACAAUGACAGACACAGAGACAUUAUAACUAUGAGUGAAUUAGAGGACUUUGCGAUGGAAAGCACAUGACAAGGAAAGAUAGUUUAAAUAGGUAAAUGCUGUUUGUACACAAAUCUAUUAUUUUAUGACUGUAUAUCUAAGCUGUUUAAAUGUGACUUUUAAAUUAAAGGUGUUUAAUUUGUAUUCAAGGAUUGCUAUUAAACUGCAUUGGGUUUUGUAGCCGAAGGGAAGGGCAUGGGCUCUUUAUUCUCAGAAAAAGUCAAGGGAAGAUCUGCGAAGCAUUCCAAUGAAUUAUGUUAUGUUGAAAAUAAUUUUGCAGUGUUCUUAUUUAUAAUACAAUAAAGACCAUACCCGGUGCGGUGGCUCAUUGGUUAGCAUGAUCGCCUCACAGCAAGAAGGUUGCUGGUUUGAGCCCCAGCUGGGUCAGUUGGCAUUUCUGUGUGGAGUUUGCAUGUUCUCGCCAUGCUCGUGUGGGUUUCCUCCGGGUGCUCUAGAAGUACUAAUAACAUAUGCUGGAUAAGUUGGCGGUUCAUUCCGCUGUGGCGACCCCUGAUUGAUAAAGGGAUUAAGCCGAAAAGUAAAUGAAUGAAUGAAUUAAUAAAGACCAUACCCACGCAGCACACAAUACAUUCAGGGGAAGUGACUUUAGUAUUUUAUGCUAAAUACACCCUACAACCUAUAGUCAGAACCUUUAUUGAUCUUUCAAAAAAUAUAUUUUGCCAUGUUUUCCUAAUGGCUCUCAUUGUACAUGAAAACUGAAAGUUCAUUCAUUCAUUCAUUCUCUUUUUUGGCUUAGUCCCUUUAUUAAUCAGGGGUCGCCAAAACUGAAAGUUUGUCAGGUUAAAAAAUUUGUUUAAGGCUGUUUGCCAUAUUAAGGCAACUUAUCCGUUGAUAUUCUUUUGCAGAUCACAUAUUAAAAAGAGGAGUCUGUCUUUA